Nematocida minor is the source of this 2481-nucleotide messenger RNA. Its product is annotated as GPI ethanolamine phosphate transferase 3 subunit O. Bases 1 to 2481 code for a protein of 826 amino acids. The record is from RefSeq and is a predicted model, not a curated record. Gene Ontology annotation, cellular component: endoplasmic reticulum membrane. Gene Ontology annotation, biological process: GPI anchor biosynthetic process. NCBI's taxonomy places the organism in Eukaryota, Fungi, Microsporidia. Gene Ontology annotation, molecular function: mannose-ethanolamine phosphotransferase activity. The transcript has a single exon.
AUGCAUAAGCUAGAAGGAGUGCGCCUGUUCACUAGUGCGCUAUACAGCAGUCUAAAGGGCCUGUGCGUUAUGGCUCUAUGGGGCCUGGGUCUUUUCAUUUAUUCUCGCAGCUUAUUUCUGGAAAAGUCGCCCAUCAAGGAACACAAUGCAGACACGCUUCCUGCAGUGUACAGAAAAGGUGUUGUCCUUGUGAUGGAUGGAGUGCGCGCUGAUGCCAUUCAUAAAGUGUCAAGCGAUAGACAGAACAAAUACCACAGUAACUUCUCUGUUCUUGACAGAAUUCCUGUGCAGGACAUUUUCAAGGCUGUGAGCAUUGCAGACCUUCCCACGGGAACUGCAAUGAGGAUUCUGUCUACCUUCUCGGGCAUACCUACCACAUUGCUCUCAGCGCAAAGAUCUUUUAAGAAUCAAAGCAGUGAAGUGGAUAAUUUCAUAUCGCAAUUGCAGAGAUGCGGCCGCUCUUUUGUUUUCUACGGGGACGAGACAUGGACAUAUUUAUUCCCAGAAAUAAAAUCGAACAUUGGGGAAAUAUACCAUCCAUACGGCCUUAUUCCAUUCAGUGAAGAGAAGAGGCUGAUAAAAGCAGCACUAGAGGCACAGAACACACACGAUCUCGUUAUUAUCCACCUUAUCUCGCCUGACUCCUAUGGGCAUGUGCAUGGAACUGACAGUGCGGAAGUGCAGAAGGCUCUUCUGAUGAUCAAUGGGUUUAUAGGCGAUCUAUACGAUACUCUCACAGAUCAGUCAUUUAUUGCUGUUCUAUCAGACCACGGCGUAAAUGACGAUGGCUCGCACGGUGGCACAUCUCUUAAGGAGAAAGCAGCAUCUUUUCUCUUCAUUGCAAAAGAUAUCAACUCACAGAACGUAGAAGCACACAACGAAAAAAGAGAACAGAAUAAAAAAUCAGAUGAAAUACCAGUGGAAAAAAAGACAGCCGAUGAGUCUGUGUUCCCAGAGCACUCUUCUACCAGCCGCAGAAAGACCCAAACGAGUAACAAUCGAGAAAAUACUGCCAGUGGAGCUGAUAGCCGAAAUGGCAAAAAAUACUUAGACAGAGCUGUGUACAAAGAGUACAGCGAAGAGAUAAAACAGCUGAAUAUAUCUGAGGACGUAAACAUCAUCUCGCAGAACGACAUACUUCCCACACUCUGUGCAUUCACUGGGCUAGCAGUGCCGUAUAACUCAUCUGGCUCUCUUAUUCCCCAGCUGUUCUGUGAAGAGAAGCAUAAAGAUGUGUACAAAUGGGAGAUAGCAAGGCAGAAAAAAGCGCUUUCAUAUCUCCUGAACAAAAAGGAGUACUUGCCAGCAAUGGAAGAAAAGAGUAGCAGUCUUUCCACAAUCAAUGAGUCCCUGGGAAAUGAAAUACACAGUCUGUUCCAUAGCUCGUCUGUAGCAGGAAUGGCUGCCGGAGUGGUGAUUGUUGCAGCCGGCAUUCUACUGCAUUUGGUAGUUUUCAGAGUGCAAAUAAUCUCUUUGUUCCUUGCCAUCUCUGUCUUUGCUAUGUUUAUGAUCGCUCAUUCUGUGUACUCGAUUAUUCACGAGGACAUUAUCUCUCUUUUCGUCUGUCUGGGAUUCAGCUGGCCGAUGUGGAGCCCGUGGAUGGUUGUAAUGCUUCCGCUUAUGACUCUUCUCGCAGGAGAGUUUCCUCUGCACUCUGUUGACAGAUUUACAUUCAUUCGGUGGAUUAAGAAGCUGCCCGCUCGGUAUACAUACCUCAUCUUUGAAAAAGUUUUUUUCUUCUCUUCCAUCGCAUGUUUUGUCAGGUACUGGAUCCUACCGCCUUUAAUAAGAAAAAAAUCGCAGAAUGUUGCAACUGCAGGAACUCUUCUCUUCGCAGUCAGCCAGUUCUUCUCUUCAGGCGCAGUGCACAUAACGCGGUCUGCCAUCCUGUGCUUGUACCCAACUCUUCUGCCACUGCUGCUGUAUACGCCUGUAUCUGCGUGUAUGUUCCUGUAUGUUUUCUGCCCGAUUGUCAAUAAGAGCAUUUCCUGCAUAAAAUACCCGGCCCAGCAGGGAUGCUUUCUUUUUUUCCUGAUUAAGAUUAUGUUUUUCGUAACCGGCCAUAACCACGCGCUUUCAUCGAUCAACUGGGAGGCAGCAUUUUUAUUCUCAAAAAAAAGCAUUCCGGUGCUAUCAGGCGCCUUAGUGGCUUCUGACCUUCUUCUUCCUUUUGCGUACAUUGGAUACGCGCUUGGAAGAGAGAAUGUGCAAACUCUCCACGUGAUUGUUUUUCUGCAGGCAGUGUGUGUGGUGCUGGGGUGCGUUAUUAACUUCUGGUUUUUAGGGCAGUCUUUGAUGUGGUUUAUUUUCACAGGAAGAACCGUCUUUGAGUGCUUCUUCCUCAUAAUGUUCUCUCUUUUCCAAACUGCGCUUUCUGCAUAUCCAUCUGCUUCUUCAAAAAUAGACUCUACUGCGUCUUUCAUAAAAAUAGGCCGUAUGGGCUCCACUUUAGAAGAAAAAAGCAAAGGACUAAAAGAGUAA